AUGGCCUUGCCCAUCCCUAUGCGCUGCCUCGCUUGUGCGCUUGGCUUCGUGGCGGCCGAGAUGCGGAGCGACGACUUCCCCCAUUACGGCCUUGGCACCAUCCCGGCUUGGCAGGACCUGGCCUCCCUUCGUGGUGCCCGCCCGGACGCCCAGGUUCUGGGCAAGGCGGAGUACCACCGCCAGCUGAGGUCCCUGGACAUCCAGCAGCUUUACAGCGCCGUCGCCGCACUCAUGGCCACCUCGAAGUCCUACUGGCCGGCAGAUGGCCCGCAGGACGGUGAUGUGGCCAGCUACGCGGGCCUCUUUGCCCGACUGGCCUGGCACUGCUCUGGGAGCUUCCGCAUGAUCAACGACACGCAUGCGGCCGGGGGCUGCGAGGGCGCACGCCAGCGCCACUGGCCGGAGAACGAGUGGCGCGACAACACCAACUUGGACAAGGCCCGCGGGCUCUUGGCCGAAGUGAAGCUGCAGUUCGGCGACCAAGUGAGCUGGUCCGACCUCAUGACCUUCGCAGGCACCGUGGCCAUCAAAGCGAGUGGCGGACCAGCCAAGAAGUUCUGCUUCGGGCGCCUGGAUGAUGUGAAUGGUGAUCGUUCUCUCCCUUUGGGUGUCGAGGGCGUGGCCCAGUGCCGCGGCAGCAAGUUCUGCAAGUCCAACUUCGAGUGCCCCAACACCUUCCGUUGGUCCGAGCAGAACGACACGGAUCAUGCCCGCUGCAAGAUCGAGCAGCCCGGCCGCCUCCAGGCCAGCCACUCCGUGGGCCUCAUCUACGUCUACCCCGAGGGCCCGGAGCUCAAGACCAGCGCGGAGGACUACAAGGCCUACCGGGUGCACAACCGCUCGCCGAGGCUCAGUGCCCUGGAGGUGCGGGACACCUUCCGGGAUCGGAUGGGCUGGACCGACCGUGAGACCGUCGCCCUCAUCGGCGGCGGCCACACCUUGGGCCGGACCCACGGCAACUGCAACCUCACUGGCACCAAAUGGGCGCAGACUCCGUACAACAAUGUCGGACCUUACUUCGAGGCCUCGGCGGGAAGCCUCCGCGGGCCCACGGAUGGCACCUGUGGCACAGGGCCACAAGCGGGCUUUGGCAAGCACACCGUGUCCUCGGGUUUCGAGGGUCCUUGGACACGCAGCCCGUCGCGCUGGAACUAUGACUUCUUCGAUGCCCUGCUGUCGGAGGAGUGGGUGCCUGCAAAGAGCCCGUAUGGCAAUGACCAGUGGCACACCGGCAACCAGACCAGCAAGUUUGCCAAGACCAUGCGCCUGACCUCGGACAUCUCGCUCGUCGCGGACGAGACCUACCGCCCGAUCGUCCAGGAGUACGCCGCCGACCAUGCCCUGUUCGACGCGGACUUUGCUGAUGCCUGGUUCAAGCUGGUGCACCGAUCCGAGGAUCACCCCCACAAGGACGACCUGGAGAAGGAUGCUGGGGUCUGCACCGACUUUGGGCACUUGCCCCCACCCGGUUGUGAAGUGUACAGCCCCGGGGGGUGCAUGGGCCUCCUCGCCAUAAUUGUGGGCGCGACGUGGAAUCAAAACAUGAGGGAGCAGUUUGCGUGGAGCGAGGAGGACGCAAGGAUACGAUGGCUGACAUAUCCGGCACUCUGCCUCACCGCCACCCUGACAGGCCAGCCAAUACAGCUGGACUUGUGCGAUGCCCCUGCUGCCUCCUUCGAUGCGGCUGCGCAUGGUACGAAGGCAAUCUGCACCGCUGAAGGCAUCUGCAUGACCGUGGAGGCAUCUACUGCCCGAGAUGGAACUCCAGUGGUUCUGGGGGAGAUGGAAGCAGCCGAGAUACUACAUCCUUCAGGAGCCUGGUUGUUUCAGACUGGCCUUCCCUGUAGCGGGGCGACCUUCUGCGCCCCGCUGGCGAACUGCUACGAGAACUGCCGCGUGAGCGGCCAGUACGACAAGGCAUGCUGGCAGACUUCUUGUUGCCCCAGUGGGACGGAGACCGUGUACAACAGCUCCAACUUCAACUACUAUGCCUGCACCUUCACAGGUAACCCCUGCAUGGACCGGUGCAAUGGGUGGUUCCAAUCCCGCCGCUGCGCAGACAGCAGCCAAUACUGCCCGCUGCUGGCGAACUGCUACCAGGCCUGCUGGUACUCCCACAAAGUGGGGAGCUGCCAAGACUACAAGGGCUGUCCGGCGGGGGCCCACGCCUACAACGACUCCUCUGCUUCCUUCUACGCGCUGGAGCAUUCGGAGAACAGCUGCCUGAUGCGCUGCAACUUGGAGCAUGCGCCCUUCGAGUAUUGCAGUGGCCGCUCCUUCUGCCCGCAGCUUGCCCGCUGCUACGAGGACUGCUUCGGCCGCGGCCGCGCGCCGGCGCGAUGUCCGGGAGACUGCUGCCCUGUGCUGCAGCAAGGAGGCCAACCUGGUAGAGAGCCCAGCUACGACGACCCUGGCGGGGGCUACUACCGCUGCGAGACCGGCAACUCUUGUCUGGAGCGCUGCAACGGGCGUUUCGCAGCCGAGGAGCCCGGCUCCCUCCAGAGUCGUCACGUGCCGAGAGUGGAGGCUUCCACGCCGGUGCGGCCCGGGACGGCCCCUUCUGGGGCUGCCCUAUCAAAAUCGCCGCUGGCCUCCGCCAUGCUCCUCGUGUCCAUCCUGGUCAUCCUCCUGGUACUGGGCCUUGCCGUCCUGAACCAGAGGAAGCAGAUGCCCUUCUGGACUGGGUCUGUCGGCAGAUAUCUGCAACGGCAACGUCUCGACUGCCUCCCCACGGCGGAUGCGGACGCGGGCGGGCAGGAGGAGGCGGAACUUAUCCUUUUUCGCGCCCAAGCCGAGCGUUUCUCGGAGGAGGCCGCAGACCCUGCCGCCGCGAGCUCCACAGCGUGA
Messenger RNA from Symbiodinium natans, 2847 nucleotides. Lineage: Eukaryota; Dinophyceae; Suessiales; Symbiodiniaceae. The record is from the annotation of a GenBank genome assembly.